AUGCUUCGAGUAUUUCAAGUACUGCAACAGCAGAUUGAAUUGGCUGUGAGAUGCUGUGAGGCUGGGCGGCGUUGGCAGACUUGGCAGACUCAUGCCUUGGGUGCGAACAGCUUGCUGGCAAAGGCUGGAGAGCACGUCCCACUCUUGGCUGAUGGUCUCGUGUGCCUCCACAAGUACAGAGGCCAGACAGAGGCAGAGGAACGGGCCAGAGCUUUCUCUCUCCAAAAGCACUUGAGCAAGGACGGUGCCUUAACGAAGUUGGCAGAGCUGCUCCCUGGCUCCAACCUCCUUGCCGCUGCCAUGCUUCACAUACGGGGCCACCAUCGCGAAGCCCAAGAAGCGUUGAAUUUGCUGAAGAAUUGGCGCGACUGCGGAAGUGCUGAUGGCGCACUCGCCAAGGUUGCUGAGAUGCUUCCUGGUGUGGAUGUGAUUGCAUUUGGUGUCCACGUGAACGCUGGCAAUUUCGCCCAAGCUCUGCGAAGCAUUUCCAAAACGCAAUGGACGGAUGUGACAGGCGACGUCAUCAUCUCUUUCGACUUGGCAACCCUUCAUGGAUUCUCCGUUUCAGACAUCCAGGCGUCCAACCUGGAAGUCAUUCCUGUGGCGAGCUUCAUGUAUGGAGGCCUUCUUGACAUUGUCACGAACUUGAUUGAGGUUAAUUCGAGAGGUCAAAAGCGCUCCCGAUUUCUGCGUGCUGCCGCCGCGAGGUCUCCAACGAAUCCGGUGCACCGUGUCAAGGAGACGCUGCUGGGCUGCUGCAACGAAGCCCUGGAGGAUUUGACGCAGGAGACGUUGCCUGAGAUGAUUCCGGAGUUGUUGGACUCUGCAGCCAUGGCAGCGACCAGCUAUUUCCAAUCACAGAAGGGUUACAUGUCCUUCUUACUUCCGAAGGCGCUGCCUGCAAAGCCGCACGAGCUGGAGAAGGAAUUUCAACGCAGCUUGGAGAAGGUCACGGUGUGUCACAAGAGAGCAAUACCUGUGGAGGUUGUUCGUCAGAAGGAAAUCGGAAAGUUUGGUUCUGCUGAAGUUAUUGCCACCAGCACUUACUGUCUUGGUCUUGGCCUUCACUCUGCCGGUCUAGCCUGCCUUGCUGGCUGCUUCUGUGGCUUUUCGCAGUUGCGCCGGUGGUUGCAGAGGCAGUUUGUCCCACUGGUCAACUCUCAAAACGAGCAGGCAUGGAACGAUGCGACAAAGGAACCCACAGAGGUUUUUAUUCGACGGCCAAGCCCAAUGGAGGCGGAGAAGUCAGAGAGUCAGCCUUCCGAUAGAAGGAUGCCGUUUGCAUUGAUUGCUGAGCUGCGUGGUGAAGCCGCUGAGCGGCUCAGCGCUGCGCUGGGCAGAUACUUUUGCCACGAGAUGCCACUGAUGAAGCUGCUUGGGCAUCGUGGUUUUCACCUGCUACGACGCUGGAUGAUGGGUCUCCUGACGCCAUGCAUUGACGGAUUUGACGGGGUGCCAGUUGUACCGCUAGUGCUUCAUGCGGAGGUGGGAGAAGGUUUGUACAGCAUUUGCGGCCAGGGCCUUUGGUUGCCAAGGCUGUGGACAGAGCUGACAUGUUUGAGCCACGUUUUUGACAGUCAGCUCUGCCACAAAGCUGCGAUCCAGGUUCUGGAUGUGCUGCAAACAGGCAUAAGGGGUAUUGACCUGAGGCAGGAUUCUAAGACUUUAGUCUACCGCGAGGACAUCUCGAGGCAGAAAGCGCAUCAGCAAAACAUCCAAUCAUUGAACAUCCAAGAGGAUUUGUUUGGCUUUGCUGUCCUGGCCACAGGCAUCGAGUCCCAGGUUGGAUUUGAGGGAGAUCAAGAUACAUCUUCAGCUUCCCAGCCCGUUAAGGGGUCAGAAACUGAUGCCCGACAUGUGGUGAAUGCAAAAAAUCCUACGAGAACACCUCGUGAGAUUCGGAUCGAGCUGUGCGCUCGAGGAAAAGUCGAUCGUUCGCACGUGUGUCUCAAGCUCCAAGCGAACAUGGAGGACGAAGAUGGUUUUGGACUCAGCGCCGUGCAAUCUGGCAGAUUUGGCAGCGACCAUGUGUUGUGCACAUCACAUUCUGAGAUGGAAGCAGCUGCUAGUCUACUUUUUCCUUGGGGCGUCUUUCAAUCUAGAGCCUACAGCACCGGGACCAAUCUCCGACAGGUUGUGCUCGUGGGUGAUGCAACGGUGGGAAAGACCCACCUCUUAUCGCGCUACGUGAAAGGUACUCUACCAAAGGCACCAACAGCUACCAUUGGAGUGGAGUUCGCGACCCGCACCAUUCCUUUGGCUGUUGGUGGCACUGUAAAGGCGCAAAUUUGGGAUACUGCAGGGCAGGAAAGAUAUCGGGCAAUCACCAGCUCGCAUUAUCGUCGGGCUGUAGGAGCAUUGCUCGUCUAUGAUGUCACACGAAACGCAACCUUCCAAAAUUGCUUGAAAUGGCUGGAAGAGCUGCGGCAAAAUGCUGAGCCCAACAUCAUAAUUAUGCUCGUCGGCAACAAGCUCGACCUCGUUGAGAAGGACCCAACGGCUCGACAGGUCCAUUAUGAUGCUGCCUCAGAGUUUGCUCGGCAACAUAAGACGUACAAUGUGAAGCACGUCUUUGAGCAGUUGCUCCAGGAAGUGUACAACCAGGCGUCAAAGAACGCCAAAGAGCGGCGUCGAGAACCAGGCGUGGCAAAGCACAAAGCGAGGACAUUUCGGCUGUACGACAGUGACUUUGAUAGCGACCAUCGUUUCACCCCUGAGGGGCUUCGCAUCGGGGAGGAAAACAUCUGUGCCAGCGGUGGUACCCUUGGUGCGCAGCCCAGCUUUCACCGACAGAACGACCGACAGAAACCACCGGAAAAUGGUCGCCCAGACAAAGCACUUUGCGUGGCCAAUGUGGGUGCUGGCGUUAUGAUUGGUAUUCGGCAGGGGCUUAGCGCCAUCAUGACCGCAAGCUUAAUCUUCACCGCAGCUGGUGUGCCAGAGCUGAGUGACAUGUUUUCGUUCGGCAUCACCAUGAUGUGGUUUUCGUCUGCUGUUUCUGCUGUUUGGUAUGGCCUUUUUGGACGGAUGCAAUUCAGCCUCAUCGGCAUCAAUGAUGUUAUUGGCAUUCUAUGGGGCACAAUGGGUACCCAGAUACAAAAGUCAGUCGAAGCGAGCCAGAUCGUUCCCACCCAGCUCGCAUUUAUCGGCGUCAGCACUGUUCUCACGGGUGUAGUAUCCAUUCUGUUUGGGCAGCUUGGACUGGGAAAGCUAAUGCUCUUGUUCCCAGCGCCUGUGACGAGUGGCUUUCUUGGGUCCAUUGGUUUCUUCAUCUUCAAGAGCUCUCUUCAGAUCUCAUCCGGCGUAGCAUUUCACUAUCUUUGGCCGGUGAAUUUUGAGGAGUUUUGCCAAGUGCAGCCCCUCUCACGAGUUCUCUGCAUGUUUGCAGCUCUCAUCUUCAUGCGACAGAUGCCCCCCAUCCUGGUGAAAGCUUUCCCACGUUAUCCAUCAGUGAAAAAGCUGGGUGGACUCGUAUGCCAACUGGUGCCGCUCUUUCUGUUCUACCUUGUUGUGAGUUUGGCAAAGAUAGAUAUGGAGGAGUUGACGGAGCAGGGGUGGACAUAUCCUCGUCAGGGAAGCAGCAGUCCCUUGUCUCUCUGGACUUCCAGCCACCUGGAGAUGGCAGAUUGGAGUUUCGUCUGGGAGAAUAUGGGGUCGCAAGGUCUCAUUGUGAUGAUGAGCGUUCUCUGCACGAUGACUGGCGUGCUGGGCAUUUCCGGAAAGUUUCCAACAGGACCACCAGGCAAUCCGAAUCCGGAUGCAACGGUCGACUAUGACCGAGAAUUGAUCACCGUGGGUUGGGUGGAUAUCAUCCUGGGCUUUGCAGGUGGGAUUAUCACCUUCCAUCGGCUUGGGAGCUCGGUGCAGUUGCGAAUGGACGGAGGUACACACCGAAUAGCGGUCUUCACCUGCGCUGUGUUCUGUGCUGGGCUUUUCCUAUCAGGGAUGCCCAUUGGGCAUCUCAUUCCGACGUGGUUCCUUGGAGGUCUGUUCAUGAACAGCUCAGUGAGUUUGAUGCAGGAUGCUUUGACGUCCUACCGGCAUCUGCCCAGUUCGAAAUGGAGCAUCCUGGGAUACAAACUACCUUCGAUGGAGUACGGCAUCACGCUCGCCUGUAUCAUUGUGGCCAUUGCAGAAUCCCCAUUUGCAGGAAUCUUCACAGGCCUUGCGUUGUCAGUGCUGGAGUUCUUGUGGCAAAGUUCACAGAGCCAUCCAGUCAGUGGCGUUAGUUCUGGGCAUAUGUCAGUGGGCAGAACGAAGCGACCUGUUUGGGAGCUUCGCUCUCUACGCAAAGAGGGUGACCGGAUCAUCUUGCUCUUCUUGCAGGGACAGCUCUUCUUCGGAUCUGCGGAUCACAUCUCCCAUACGCUUGAAACAGCAACAAAUGAUGCAGAGGGACGACUGAAAUAUUGCAUCCUGAGCUUCGCAAGGGUCAUCGACAUCGAUGCAACCGCUGCGAAGCAGGUGAAGACCUCCGUGGACAAAGCCGCUCGGAGCGGCGUGCAGGUCUUCUUCUGUCGGAUGUCCGGCAGCAUCUUCCAGGAACUGGUCACAGCAGGUGCUGUGAAAUCCCCAGACCCUGCACUCCGUAAGGUGCUGAAAGACAGCGGCGUGGACGUUGGAGAUCUUCAUGAUUUGAAACAGGACAUCUUGUACGAGGCCACUGAUGCAGAAAGCUCCAGUGGCCUAACCUCCAUCUCAUCGCCAAAGUUCGAACGUGUGGGGCGACGACUGACGUGCGCAUUCCUCCCGCUGGGAAGCGGGAAGUUUGAUGCCUUUGACACAGAAUCAGAUGCUUUGGACUAUUGCAACGACCUUCUUUUGGAGGAGCACUACUAUCAGCAGAGCGAUGUGGAGGGCUACAAAAAGGCCUAUCGCCUCGCCUGCAAGGCAGGACAGCGACUGGGUGAAGCUGAAUUUGAGGAUAUGAACUUCAUUCCUCGCGGAACUUUGGCUCGCUUGAAACCGCACUGCGAGGUCAUUGAUCAUUUACCACACUAUCAGAGCUUGCAGAACGAGGAAUUCACCUUAUACUUCAUCUUCAGAGGUGCCAUCGCCCAGCUGGAGGAGGCCACCGAAGAGGAUGUGAUCGUUGCCCGCAGCGGCAUGCUCAACGCAGAGGUCAAAGGCUUCACAGGCCGAGGCCGAAAGCGUCUUCGCGCGCGCUUCACACCUGGACACGUGGUUGGGAAGACAGCAUUCUUUGUCGGCAAAGAAGGCUUAGUGGACAGCAAAGUUCUGCCCAUGCAUCAAGUGUCUUCUCGAGUGUCGGGCUACGCAGAGGUUUGGGCUCUGAAGCGCAGCAAGUGGGAUGACUUGGCAGCUGACCUCAAGAGCAUCCUCCAGGACUUGAUGCUGUUCCAACUGGCCGAUGACAGGUGCAGCUUUGUUCUGCACCGCAGCGACACGGUGUCUGCCUCAUUUCCGCAGCCACGGCGAUGCAGCUUGCAGGCCACUCCUCUGUCGGAGAAGAAGAUGCCGGAGCCACCAGGUGCUGCAGCUGAAGGCGAAAUGGCCGGUGGCUCCUAUGAGAUCAUGAAGACGGACGGAGUGGAAUGGACCAUGAUGUUUAAGGCUGCGGAUGAUUUUGCCAAACGCAACAAACUGCGAAAACUGGGCGAUUCAAAGGAGGCAGCUGCGAAGUGGGCAGCAUUCUAUCCUUCAGAUGAGGUUGUUCGCGGCCUGCGAGAUUGGUUGGAUUGUCGUGGCUUACGUCGACACUUUUCGGAAGUCAACGAGUGGUGCAAAGAGAUGGGCGCAGAGGACAUCCUGGACCUCAUCGAAAAUGUGGAGGAUAUUGCGGAACAUUUGGGCAACUCGCUGACCCCGACUGAGCGAAUGAACCUCUUGGGAGGAAGACCGGCGAAUAGAAGAAAUCUGGUGUAA
Molecule: messenger RNA, 5886 nt
Organism: Cladocopium goreaui
Lineage: Eukaryota; Dinophyceae; Suessiales; Symbiodiniaceae
Source: the annotation of a GenBank genome assembly